AUGGCCGCCUCCUCCGCCUCCUCGAUCUCGUCGUUCUCUACCGCGUCCACGACCACGACCGCGACGACCGCGACGAACGCUUCCGCCUCUUCCUCCGCCGUGACGAUCCCAGUCCCGGGAAAGUCCAUCCUCAAGCGGCCCCCGCCCCCACCCCAGUCGUUCCUCACCACCUCCAUCGCCCGCCUCUCCAAGUUCCUGCCCACGCAGCAAGCCGUCGCAUCGUCCGCCUCCUCUACCUCCUCCGCUACCUCUUCUACUGGAGCAGGCACCGAAGACAAGGAGAAGGAGCGGGAGAAGGCCCUCAAGCGCGCGCACUUCAUCCUCCCCCAGCUCGUGACCGUCUACCCGAUCUCGUCCUCCAACCCGCCGUCUUCGCCGUCGAUCAAGGAGGAGAAGCGGAACAUUGAAGCGCGCGAGGCCCAACGAAGAAGGAGGAUCGUCCGCGGCAACUCGUUCACAAAUGGCUACGGCAGCCCUGGGGGCUCAGCACGGUCCAGCAUGAGCGGCGGAAGCCUGAGCGGGAAGAUCGGUGCCGGGGAGGCGGGCUCGCCGGUGAGCAACGCGGCCGAGGCAGGGUCACCGGAGAGCUGGGAGGAAGACGAAUGGUGGAAUAUGGAGAAGGUGGAGAGCUUCUAUCGCGAGUGCUGCCAGGGCCGGGAGGAGCAGCCGAACUCGGGAGUGAGCAAGGCGUUCAAGUCUGCUCCAUCAACCCACCCAAGGACAGUGGACCUGUCGGGCGUUCAGAUCAGCCUCGAGCACGCCCAUAUCCUCUCUGAUGUGUUCACCAUCGAAUGGGGGCUUCGCAAACUCGUACUCAGGGAAUGUGACUUGGAUGAGCAUAACCUGAAACCGAUUCUCCACGCCCUCCUGAUACCUUCCUCCCUGCAAUACCUUUCCGUAGCUUCUAACCGAAGGCUAAAAACCAACGGCUACAAGCUAUUGGGGGCAUACGUCACCAAGGCGAAAUCCCUACAGUUCCUCGAUGUCUCCCAAAACUCGCUCGACAAGAAGUCUAUCGAGUAUAUCGCGGCCACGCUCACACCACAAGGUUCUCCCGGACUGGAAAGCCUCCGGAUGGACGACUGCGGUCUGAGAGGCGGCUCCCUGGAAGUACUUUCGCAGGCCGUGCGGACGAGCUCGCUCAAAAAUGUCUCCCUCCGCCUGAACCGUAUCGGACCCUCCGGCGCCGUCGCUAUCGCACUCAUGAUCAAAGACUACCCCGACAUCCUCCCCGCCCCGCCGCCCGGCUCGGUGCCCCUAUCCGCCACCUCCUCCGUGUCAACCUCGAGCUCGCCCACCAGCACCGCGCAGAGCUCGCCCGUGCUGUCGCAUUCCCCGCUCUCGCCGAUCGGCGGUGCGAGCCUCGCUAACGGCGCACCCGGCAGGGCCACCCACGCCCCGCCGCCUCCGCACCCUGCCUCCGCGCGGGCGGGCCCGCCACCCCCGCCGCCGCGCCAUCCCGCCACUGGACCACAGACGACCUACACACCGUAUGUGCCGCGCGCUAAACGACUUGCGGCUGCUGCCGCCACAGCAGCAGCGACGAGCCUGAACCCGGCGGUGCCGCUUAUCACUUCGAGCUCGCAGGGUGGCGUCACCACGCGGCACCCACCGUCGCUUCCAUUAACGUCGUCGCACGGCGCGUUCGUGGGACAGGGCAUGAAGAGUCCGACGAUGGAGCACGGCCCGAGCGCGGCAUUACUCGACAAGGUGCGCGCGCUGGACGCGCUGCCGCGCCUAGGAAGCCUGCAGACGCUCGACCUGAAGGGGAACGAGUUGAGGGGCGGGAUAUCGUAUUUGGCGCAGGUGUUGAAGCGGAAUAGGACGCUCAAGGUGCUCAAUCUUAGCGAGAAUAAGCUGGACAUUCAGGGGCUGGUGGCAAUAGCAGAGGCGCUGAAAUACAACUCGUGCCUGGAGACGCUUGACCUUUCCAGGAACCCCUGUUGUGGUCCUGGACUCGAAGGUAUCCAAUCCCUGCGCACCGCAUUCACCCUCAACACCGCCCUAAAACAGCUCUUCUUGUCCUCCACCGCGCUGACAUCGGCUGGCGCGAUCGCUCUCGCGGAGUUCCUCCCCGAAUCGACCUCCCUUCUUCACCUUGGCCUGACCGAAAACCCGAACUUGGACCUGGCGGGCAUGCUCGCCCUCAGUGGCGGGCUGAAAGCAAACCACGUCAUGCGCUGUCUCGACCUGAGCAUUGUCCCGGGGGACGAAGAGAUGGCCCGCGUAUGUAGGGAAAUUCUUGAUAGUUGUGUUCGGAACACGGAGGAGGCGGAGCGGAAGACUCAAGAGGCAGACGGACGGGUGGAGGGCGACGCUUGUAGCCAAAGCAGCAUGAAGGGCACGGGGAAGGGCGUGUGGGCGAUGGUAGAGACGAGCCAACUGGCGAGGUCCAUCGCGAAGGACGACGCGAAGAAGGCCAGCGCGGCUGAUGUGCCGAGCCAAGCGCGCGCCGUCAAGGAGGAAUGGGAACAGCUUUCUGCCAGGACUCGACCUCAGCCUGGCAAUCCGGACGCAACGCUUGCAACACUCCACCCGGACCUGGCGAAGAAGACUAACGCUUUACUUCACAUGCUGGCGGCUCUCAUCGCGAAGACGGACGAUCCCAACAAGCUGGAGGAGCUACUCAACCUCAAUGAUUCGCUGACGGAUUUGAUGAGGCGUGUACCAUCUGCCGCCAGAAAGACCGGCCUUGGGCUUGCCUUGCCUCUCAACGGUGGUCCGUACCUCAGCAACGGAGGCGGUGACACCAUUGACGACAGCGAGGAAAGCGAGUUUGAGCAGCCUGAUCCAACCACACCAAAGAUUGACAAGGGUAAAGGCAAAGCAAUCGAAGCGCCGCCCGAGCCAGAGAAGGUGCUCACCCCAACCGCCGAAUUCCUCAUCUCAAACGAGUCUGAGAGUGAGGAUGAGCAUGGGUAUUUCCCGGCAGAAGGCCCCGGAGAGGAUGAAGGAGUGCCCUUGACGAGCCCCACGGAUCGGUCGAGGAUCUGGGUCGAAGAGGAAGGCGAGGUGUUCAGGAAGGGCAAUGUUCUGUUGAGCGAGGAGGACAUGGAGAACGACUACGCUGGAGAUGAGCUCAGGAAGGAGCUGCUCGAGGCCAUGGUCGAACGCCCUCCUCCUCGCCCAAUAUACGAAGACUUCCCUCCGGAGGGUGACGUCCUGCCGGCUCUGCCUGAAGCCCCUCAAGAACCGGCGAAGCCUCCGCCGCGACCGUACAUCCCGCGGAGACGCUCUUCACAGGCGUCUUUGUCGUCGCAAACCUCGCAGGAGACGAUUACGUCCCCCUUGAGUCCCAGUGUUAAGUCGCCGCUGUCUCCGACGGUGAAGACGACGAACGACAAUGUGCUAUCGCUGUCCGAGCCAUCUCAGGAGCUAGCAAACGUUGCUACCAUCGCAACUUCUGGAUCAUGA
Punctularia strigosozonata HHB-11173 SS5 is the source of this 3414-nucleotide messenger RNA. RefSeq lists its product as uncharacterized. The transcript has 12 exons. Gene Ontology annotation, cellular component: cytosol; perinuclear region of cytoplasm; nucleus. The record is from RefSeq and is a predicted model, not a curated record. Gene Ontology annotation, molecular function: small GTPase binding; GTPase activator activity. Gene Ontology annotation, biological process: nucleocytoplasmic transport; activation of GTPase activity. The coding region runs from base 1 to 3414 and encodes 1137 amino acids. Lineage: Eukaryota; Fungi; Basidiomycota; Agaricomycetes; Corticiales; Punctulariaceae.